Molecule: messenger RNA, 1069 nt
Organism: Westerdykella ornata
Lineage: Eukaryota; Fungi; Ascomycota; Dothideomycetes; Pleosporales; Sporormiaceae
Exons: 5
Coding region: 157-1014 (285 amino acids)
Source: RefSeq, a predicted model, not a curated record
CGCAUGUACGCCCGCGUCAUCAUCGUGAAAGCGUUUGGCACAGAUGAUGCCCUUAUGCUGGCGGCGACGGUGAGAAACCACGCCAAAUCUUACCUCGUCCCACUCUUGAGACAUUGCCUGAUCAUGCCUAGCUAGACCUGUGUUUUUCUCGGUGGCAUGGUGACCUACAUAUUAGCCGCCCAGCACGGCUUGGGUCACCACACCGACACCAUCGAGGAGAAAGAUUACUACGAGUACCUGAAGAUGACCUUUAUACAAGCCAUCGUCUCUACGAUUGGCGGCAUGGCCUUCCUCAAGCUAUCCGUGGCGUUCUGCCUCCUUCGCCUUCGUCCUCCCCCUUUGUACAAGAGAAUGCUCUGGGCACUUAUUGCCUUCGUUUGCCUCUACACACUAGUCUCGUAUGGUGAAUGGGCCGCCGUCUGCAAGCCUGUAUCCGGCUUCUGGAACAAAGCCCUCAAGGCAAAAUGCUUGCCUGCAAAGGUUCAUAAAGGUUUUGCGCUAAUGAAUACAACCUGCAACAUCUUUACCGAUAUAAGUUUUGCAUCUAUUCCUGUGCCUAUAAUAUUGGGUUUGCAAAUGAAAAAGAAAACCCGCAUUUACCUCAUCUUCGUUCUAAGCUUGGGCUACGUGGCGGUAGCAAUAGGCAUCGUCAAGGCAGUGAUGCAAAACAUAAAGAGGGGUGAUCCCGACCAGUCAUUUACGAACGAUAUACAGUUCUGGGGUUUCAUCCAGGUAAACGUCGGUAUCAUAGCCGCGUGCGCACCCACACUCAAGCCCCUCCUUGGUGGUGUUCUCCGUCUUCCAUCGACCCAGCAGUCCAAGAGUCGAAGCAAUACCGGAACAGAUGGUUACCUCAACAAAAGUGGAAUUCAGAGCAGGAUUAGGGUCAGCACUCGGGUUAGCAUUGCACAUGGGGUUCAGAACAAGAACAAUGGGUGGGUGCGGGCAGGUAGUGAUAUCGAGCUGGAUGAUGGAGGAUCGUUCAACAGUGAGACGAAUAUAACGACCAAAUAACCUUGGGAAGGAAGGGCUCUGUAAUUACUCACAGAUUAAUUCUACUAAAGACCCC